CCUCACCGCUCCUGCGGCUCAGUGGUGCCCGUGCAGAUCAGCAGAGAUGGCAGAAGCUUCUGUGGCUGUUGAGUUACAGGUGUGUCUGCAGGGAGGACUUUCAUACGUCCUUUGGUGGUUAUUGCUGACAAGCCCAGCUCCCAUCACAGGGGUGAAUAUUGUGUCCCUGCUGAUCGCACAGGCUGAGCCCUGCUUUUGUAGGAUCCAUUCCUGGGAAAUGGAAAUAUUUUUCUCUAAGUUCCUCUGACAGGGAAUAUGCAAGACACAAGUGACAAGAUAUCCCUGGAACGAUCCAAACAGAUGAGGCAAGUGCUGAAGGAAAUGCUACCGGGAGGACAAGAGAUGGACAUAGUGCUUCAGUGGAAGGUGGCAUUUCCUGAAGGAAGCACUCCAUCUUCGGUGCCAGCCCAUGCUGCAGGAAGGAAGGCAAUGACAGACACGGGCACAGGCACAGCAGACUGGGAGGCUGGGAAGGAUUCUGCAUUAGCCUGGCGCUCUGAAGUUGUGAAGCCCUCUGGGCAUUCUGCAGGCGUGUCUGCAGGGACGCCUUCACCAACUCCUACCUUGGAUGCUGCACUCAAGCCCAGCUCCCAUGGCAGGGGUCCUACGACAGGAGAGACCAAAGACAUGGCAGGCAAGAAAUUCCAGGACCCAUUAGGAAUCAUGUGGCAAAUGCUGAAGGAACGUCUGCAGAGAAGGCAAGAAAUGAAAGGAGAGCCUGUGCACAUGGAAGCAUUACCCAGAGGAAGCAGUGGUUCCAUGCCAGCCUCUGCUCCACGAAGGGAGGCCAUACCAGACCCAGGCAUGGGAGAUGAGGUUGCUGGGAAGGCUUCUCCAUUAGCUUGGAUGAAUAAAGUUUCCAAGCCCUUGGAGCCUCCUGCAGAUGUGUCUACAGGGAGGACUUCUCCAGCUCCUACCUUGGAAGCUGCACAAAAGCCCAUCUCCCAUCAGAGUGUUACUCCAACAGGGAAAAUCCAAGAUACAACAGAUGAGAUAUCCCUGGAACCAUCCAAACAGAUGAGGCAAGAGCUGAAGGAACUCCUGCAGACAAGACAAGAGAUGGACAUAUUGCUUCAGUGGAAGGUGGCAUUUCUUGAAGGAAGCACUCCAUCUUCAGUGUCAGCCUCUGCUGCAGGAAAGAAGGCAAUGCCAGACACGGGCACAGGCACAGCAGACUGGGAUGCUGGGAAGGAUUCUCCGUUAGCCUGGCGCUAUGAAGUUUUGAAACCCUCUGGGCAUUCUGCAGAUGUGUCUGCAGGGACGACUUCACCAACUCCUACCUUGGAUGAUACAGAGAAGCCCAGCUCCCAUGGCAGGGGUCCUACGACAGGAGAGACCAAAGACAUGGCAGAAAAGAAAUUCCAGGACCCAUUAGAAAUCAUGUGGCAAAUGCUGAAGGAACGUCUGCAGAGAAAGCAAGAAAUGAAAGGAGAGCCUGUGCACAUGGAAGCACUUCCCAGAGGAAGCAGUGGUUCCGUGCCAGCCUCUGCUGCAGGAAGGGAGGCUGUACAAGGCACAGGCACAGGAGCUGAACCUGCUGGUGAAGGCCCCACAUCCAGGACUGAGGCUCUGGGAUAUGCUGAGGGUGUGUCUGCAGGGAGGACUUCUUCAGCUCCAGGGCUGGAUGCUUGGCCCCAACCCAGCUCCCAUGGCAGGGGUCCUCCAAAAGGAAAGACCCAAGAUACUGCAGCCAAAAAGUCUCAUGAGGCAGAUGAAUUCCUGAGAGAAACACAGAAGGAAGCACCCGGAGUACAAGUGAUGGACCAAAAGGCUGUUCAGAAGGAGGAACAGCCAGGGAGAAGCAGUGGCUCAUUGGCAGCCCUAGCUGCAGGAAGGAAGGCAAUGACAGACACGUGCACAGGCACAGCAGAUGCAGCCGGCACCACAAGACCUGUUCCCAAUGCCCAGGAUGGCCUCAGAAGGGGUUUCUGUCAGGGAACAGGCUGCUGGCUACUGUUACUGGCAAGUUUGCUUUGUUUGGGGCUUGUGUUCAUGUUGUACUGCUUUGGAAUCGGGUAUUCCUGGAAGAGAAAACAGAGCACCUCGGGACAGGAGUUGGAAGACGGUGGCUGCACCUCACACCCAGACAGCGUGAGCAGCUCCUCCAGCAGGAGGAACGGCCUGGACAGCCCUCUAAAGUGUUCUGUGAAGAGGACCCCAGAACAACCGUCGACGAGGAAGCCUCUUAUUGCCCCAUAGAUCCCACUGCCAUCUGCUCUCCCCAUGGGCCUCCCCAAGCUGCCUUCAUCCCUUUUUUUCUCUCCGUCUGUCCCAUCCCAGCCAACCCGAGUUCCUCUAGAGACCCCAGGACCAGCCCAGCACCUUCCAGCCCUU
Passer domesticus (house sparrow) is the source of this 2334-nucleotide messenger RNA. RefSeq lists its product as uncharacterized. The transcript is spliced from 20 exons. Bases 256 to 2199 code for a protein of 647 amino acids. The record is from RefSeq and is a predicted model, not a curated record. Lineage: Eukaryota; Metazoa; Chordata; Aves; Passeriformes; Passeridae.